UACAAGCGGAGCAGCCGGAGGACGGUUGCUUGGUAUAUUAGCAAGCGGGAAGUAUGGCGGUGGCGCGGGUCGACCCUGCUUUGCCUCCUGGAGAAGGAUCAGUGGUCAAUUGGUCAGGGCAAGGGCUACAGAAAUUAAGUGCAAACUUACCCUGUGACGCUGAUAUUCAUACUUUGAUUCUGGAUAAAAAUCAGAUUAUUAAAUUGGAAAAUCUUGAGAAAUGCAGACGAUUAAUACAGUUGUCAGUGGCUAAUAAUCGGCUGGUGCGGAUGAUGGGUGUGGCCAAACUGACCCAACUCCGGGUGUUAAAUUUGCCUCAUAAUAGCAUUGGCUAUGUGGAAGGGCUAAAGGAACUAGUACAUCUGGAGUGGCUGAAUUUGGCAGGAAAUAAUCUCAAGGCCAUGGAACAAAUCAAUAGCUGCACAGCUCUACAGCACCUCGAUUUAUCAGAUAAUAACUUAUCCCAGAUAGGUGAUCUAUCUAAAUUGGUGUCACUGAAGACCCUGCUUUUACAUGGAAACAUCAUCACCUCUCUUAGAAUGGUACCAUCUUAUCUACCUAGAAGUCUGGCUAUUCUUUCUUUGGCGGAAAAUGAAAUUCGGGACUUAAAUGAGAUCUCUUUUUUGGCAUCCUUAACUGAAUUGGAACAGUUAUCGAUCAUGAGCAAUCCUUGUGUGAUGGCAACACCUUCCAUUCCAGGGUUUGACUAUCGGCCAUACAUCGUCAGCUGGUGCUUAAACCUCAGAGUCCUGGAUGGAUACGUGAUUUCCCAGAAGGAAAGUUUGAAAGCUGAAUGGCUCUAUAGUCAAGGCAAGGGGAGAGCGUAUAGGCCUGGCCAGCACGUCCAGCUCGUCCAGUAUCUAGCUACGGUCUGUCCUCUCAUGUCUACACUGGGCCUUCAAACUGCAGAAGAUGCCAAACUAGAGAAGAUUCUGAGCAAGCAGAGGUUUCACCAGAGGCAGCUGAUGAACCAAAGCCAAAAUGAAGAGUUGUCUUGUCUUCCUCCUACUGAAACAAGGGCCCCAGACCAUUCGAGCCCUGUUCAAGAUUGCCAGAUAGUCCAGGAAAGCGACCCCGUCAUCCAAGUCAAUUCUUGGGUUGGGACAAGCAGUAAUGAUGAUCAGGUAUAUGCUGUUAGGAGUAACUUUCCAGCCUCUGUACACACUGCAAGGUAUUCUCGAAAUGACCUGCACCUGGAAGACAUACAGACAGAUGAGGACAAGCUGAACUGCAGUCUUCUCUCUUCGGAGUCUACUUUUAUGCCAGUUGCGUCAGGACUCUCCCCAGUAUCACCUACAGUUGAGCUGAGGCUACAAGGCCUUCACUUGGACCUAGACGCUGGUGCAGAUGACUCGGUGAAGGGGCAGGAAGACCAGGGCUUGGAUAAAGAAGAAGAUAAAGCUUUUUGGGCUGAAAGUGAGAAUUCUGUUCAGAUGAUGAGAAGUGCAGUCAGUGCAGAGGGCAGUGAGGAAAAUGGGCUGUUACCUUGUCCUGAGCUAACAGGAGCCAGUGCUCUCUCGAAAGGGGGCUCCCACAGUGUGUCAUCUUUUCCUGAGUCAGUUGGACCUAGUGUCUUACAUACAAAACCAGACAGUGAAGAAACCAUGUCUGAAGCUGCCUCACAGGAACUUCCGUGUGGAGUCUUAACCCAGAGAUCUGUUGCUUUGGGACAAGAUAAAAUUGCUCUUCAGAACUUGAAUGAAGCAGCCACCACACUGCAGGCCUGUUGGCGGGGCUUUUAUGCCAGAAACCACAACCCUCAAGCUAAGGAUGUGCGCUGUGAAAUCCGGCUGCGCAGGAUGCAGGAGCACAUUGUCUGCCUCACCAAUGAAGUAAGGAGAUUAAGAAAAGAAAGAGAUGAAGAACGUGUUAAAAAUUUUGUACAAGAAGAGGCUGUCAGAUUCCUUUGGAACCAGGUGAGGUCUCUACAAGCUUGGCAACAGACUGUGGACCAGCAUCUGAGUUCCUGGCAUACCAGUGCUCCACCUGUAUCAAGUACUCUGGUGCCAUCUGAACCUCCGUUAUUCACCCAAAGCCAGGAGCCCUCUUCUAAUCAAAAUUCUGACUGGUUCAUUGCUCCUGAUGAAGCUCUGCAAGAGAAAUCCUUACCAGAAUUUCCAGACUCUGGUUUUCACUCCUCCCUAACAGAACAAGUCCACUGUUUGCAGGAUUCUUUGGAUUUUGAAAAAAGUUCCACAAAAAGCAGUGAAAGUUCCAUAAUGGGGAAUUCCACUGACACAGUCAGGUGUUGCAAAGAGUCAGAUGUAGCCGAUGUUAGCGAAGAAAAUGGUGAGUGGAGUAAGGAAAGCUCAAACAGUGAGCAGGAUAAUAAUCUGCUUGAACAGUAUUUAGCUUCGGUUCAACAGCUAGAAGAUUCAGAGAGGACAAAUCUUGCUGACGGUGCAGGAGAUGCUUCUAUAGACGAUACUCAUGGCAUAUCUCCUGCUUUGCAAGAUGAAAUCAGCCAGACACCAGAGAGUUGUAAAUUAAAUGCAGAAGGUCCAGGGCAGCAGUCAGAGUGUGACUCUGCAUUCCAGGUAUUGCAUGUAGGUAUUACUGUGUAGCAUGUCUGGUUGCCUCAGAAGCAGAAUCCACUUAAUUUUUCUUAAGAACAUUGUCAGUUGCCUUUUCUUUUCUUUUCUUUAUUUUGAAGGGGAAUGGGAAUAUUUCCCCCGAUUUUGUUACUAUUUAUAUAGAAUUUGUAUUCUUGUCUGAUUUUCCCUUAUUCUAGAUACUGAGGUCAAUCUUCAUAUUUAUUGGGUUAGCUUUUUUUACUUCGCUGUAAUGUAUCAAACAGUAUUUAUGUCGGAAGCUGUAGGCACCUCAUUUCUUAACAACAGGAUUGCAUCAGCAGUGUUCCUGUUUUUUUAUGUAUUCGUGUCCUUUUAAAUAUAAACUAGAGUAUCUUAAAGAAGAUAGAAAAAUUUACCUUAAAGAUAUAACUAAGAGCAUUUUGACUCCUGUGUGAGGAAAUUAAUUGGUGAUGAAGAAUGCACUCUGUUAAAGUGAAUGUAAGUAACGUAGGAGGGUUGUGAACUGUUGAAAUUUGCCAGCCUCCUUGGAGGAAGAGCCUGUGUUUUGAAGCCUUUUUCCUCCUUUAUGAGGCAAGGAAAGCCUUCCUAUAAGCAAUGGGGAGUGAGGGCAGCCGUUACAGGAUUUCUCAAUGGGAGUGAUUAAAUUGUCUCCUGGCAAACCUUAGUUCAUAUCAUGUAUCAGUUUUAACACAUGAAGCCAAAUGUUCCAUCCAUAAUUAAAAUCAAGCUUAUUUAAAGAGGCAACAUAAGGAUAUUUCUCUCAGACAUGAAGACAGCAGACACUAAGCUCCGUUCAUUUGGAAUAAUGUCACGGCGAACAUUACCGCCUUUUCAUUUAGUCCUUUAUUCCUCACAGGUAAGCAUUUGUGUGCUAGUACAUGUGUGUUCAUCUGUGUUCCCGCUGCGUAUUUGCAUGUGUGUUUUAGCAGAAGGCCCAGGUCUUUUAUUUCACUUUUGACCUCUGCGUCCUAAUGGAGAACAUUUAAAGUAAUAUUAGUGGUAGACUAUGGUAUGUUGACUUUUUUUUUUUUUAAGAACUAUUUUCUAUCUAAAUCUCUGAAAAAAGUGCCACAUUUGGAAGACAGUUCAGCAGUGACUAAGAAGAAAUAAACCUCACUUUUUUUACUUGUUAAAAAGGAUAUAUAUCUGUAACUCCAGGAAGAAAUGAUAAUACUGUGUUUGAAUGUUACAGGUACAUAUAUUCGCAAAUCAAGGAUAAUUUUUGGAAGCUUGAUAUUUUAAUCUUUGAGAAUGUUCUAAUAUCAUUGAACAAUUCAUAUCUGAUUUCCCCCAAUCUGUGGACAUACAACUAUUUAAAACUAUGGCAAUACUUAUUCUCUAAAUUUAGGUGCUAAAUACCUAUUUAUUAUUCUCUGACGUCACUAGGUCCCCUUCUUUGAUGUUUUAUACAAUAAAAACUUCUGAUCCUUCAAAAAUAAGGUCAGGGAUCACUUGAUAUACUUUGUUGAUAGUUAGAAAUAUUUCUCCAGUGUGGGUAAGAUGUAUUUUUCUCUCAGUUUAUAAAUAUGUAGCACUCAGGUUAAGAAGACUUGAACUUCAUUCUCAGAAAUCCAAAAUCUCUUGAAAAAGAAGUAUUUUCUGUCUCUUAUAAACUGAGCAGCAGUCUUAUGUUCAAAAUAUUUUUUCUAGUGAAGCUUGUGUAACGUAGAAAGCAUGUUAAAUAAAAAUCGAAUUUUUUGCUUUUUGAAUAAUGCUAGUUAUCUUUUAUGAAUGAUUUUGAAAUUCUUAAAUAUUCCCUAUUUUUCUAUUUUACAGUUAAGUGCCUCAUUUGCUGCCCAUUGUUAGACAAAAAAAAAUCAACUUGUACUUCACUACUUGUACUGCAAGCAGAACCCAAAGUGCUGCUUCAUGGUCAUUAAUUUCUCAUUAAAGCCCCGGAAAUGUCCUGCUUCAGUAUUGCCUAAGUGGGUUAUUGCUGCCAUCUUGUCCCUCUUAACCUUUUUUAAGAAACAGGAAAACACAACUAAAGUCAUUUGAACAUGAGCAUUUGUCAGUAACAUUUUCUUUUUUACCUUUGUCUUGUUUUUCUAGAUAUAAAUAGUAUUCAGCAUACUUUUAUUUUAAAAUUGACAGAAUAUGAUGACGAUUAAUAUUCUGCUGUCCAUUCUAUUUAACUUUACGAGUGUUUUGAAGUGCAAGAAUAUUAAGUAGCCCCCUACCUUAACUUUAUAGAUUAUCUUGAAUGUAGAUAGAAUGAAAAUAAUGUAAAUUAGAAUGCAGGAAAACUGGCAUACACUUAACAUAUUUUAAUAGGUUUACAGUGUAAUUUAAAAUAAUUUAUCUAACUAAGAUAUUAGGUUUUUAACUCUAUGGGUUGUUCAUUGGUCUGACUAGAGAGGGAAUGGUGAGCUUUAACACGGUCUUUGUGUUUUUCUUACAGGAGAGAUUUAGUUCCACUGUGCUAUUUUAGUUCAUAUUAGUUCUCUUGAUUUAUGAAAAAAUCAAUGUAUUAAGUAGAUACUUCUGCAGAAGCACAAAAUCAUACCAUGUGAGAAAUGGAAGGAACCUCUGGAGAUUAUUCUAAUAUCUUUAACAAUGAAACUAAGGCACAGAGAGGUUAAAUAAUUUCUCUGAUGUUAUUGCUAGUUAGUAGUAAAUAAACUGAAACCUAAAACUUAUUGUGUUCCCAAAGUUUGUUAUACACUCUGUAUUAAUCUUUACAUUUAAUGAGUCAGUAAGAAAAUCUCACAUAUUUUCCAUUCUCUUUGAAAGAGAACACAAAUUUCUGAGAGCUAAAACUCUGCCCCUCAAGGCAAAGCUGCUUGUACAAAAAACAAUUUGUUCAGAACCCUGAGUGAAUUUUCUCUAAGAAAUGUGAUUUGAUUAAAAUGGUUUUUAAAGAGCAAUAGUAGAAACAAAAUAUUUAAAGGAAUAGCUGCAUCUUGGAGUCCAUUUACUUGAUGAGAAAUAUAACAUGUUACUAAGAUAUAUAAAAUUUUCUAGUGAAAUGCUGAGUUUGAUUAUAUUUCAUCUUCAGUUUUACAGAACAACAGAUGUUAAAGUUUUAUCUCUCCUGAUGUGCAGAAAGCUCCAAUUAUGACAGUUAAUACAUAAUAUAGUUUGUUUUUAUAAGUUUAAUUAUAAAAGGCUUAGAAUGUGCAUGUUUUAGGAAAACCUCACAAGUAUUUAUAUAUAUGCAAAUAAUUAUAGUCUUGAAUGAUGUGGAUUCCAUUUUUGAGUGUGGAUUUUUCUUUUGUUUCCAAUUACUUUAAAUAUACAAACACCGUAAUGGUGGAUUUUUCGGUUAUCCCCUUAAGACAAGUCUAGUUCCACUUUUUAUAAGUAUUUUCAAAAACAAUAUGAGCUUAAGAAAUUAUACUAUCUUCCUUGGUACCUUUUUGAUGCAAAUUCUUAGAAUUGGAUUUAUAACAAUAAUAUAAAAUCUUUUCUGGAGAAUUAAGCCCUAGUAAAAAGGAAAAUAUAAAAUGAGUCUGAUCAAUUUCCUGUUCAUAAAUGAAAUAAAAAGAAACUUUAUUGUUUAAUGUAUAUUUUUAUUUUGCCAUGCACCUUAUUAAGGGAUAUCUAUUAUAUUGUAAUAUUUUAACUUUUAAAUAUAUGUCCCUCUCAUUCAUGAAGUAAAGCAGAAAGAGUCUGCAAGGAACGUUGUAAACAUUUUUAGUGAUACUGCUUUUACUGAUCAAAUCUGUUGUGCCAUACUAAAAUUAAAAGCCAAGUAAAGAAAGCAGUCCUCGCAGCAUAGAGAGAAACAAAUAAUUGUCUUUUUAAAAUGAAGUGCUUUUUAUUUGUGAAUGAAUAGAAAUCAUACUAAAUUUUAAUUUCUUAAUUGAUUUUAGUGAAUAGCUAGCAGGAGUCCCUCUGUAGUAACUGUGUUCAUUUUCUAAUUAAAUAUCUUUGAGUGUUUUGUAAUAAUUUUAAUGUUAACAAGAGUUUAAAAAUAAUUUGCUUUUUGACUCUUUUUGGGUUUUUCUUUAAUUUUCUUAAAGAAAUAGAUGAUUUCAAGGGGUUAUGGUCUGUUUUAUGAAGGCUUCAUAUUUUAUAUUGUACCUAUUUAAUUUGUAUUUGAGUCUUUAAUUCUAAAUAAAAAGUUUGUACAUUUGA
Molecule: messenger RNA, 6614 nt
Organism: Miniopterus natalensis
Lineage: Eukaryota; Metazoa; Chordata; Mammalia; Chiroptera; Miniopteridae
Gene: CEP97
Product: centrosomal protein 97
Biological process (GO): negative regulation of cilium assembly
Cellular component (GO): centrosome
Molecular function (GO): protein binding
Source: RefSeq, a predicted model, not a curated record